AUGAAAAUUUGGGAGAGAACUGUAGAGCAAAGGUUAAGGAAAAAGACAUCAAUUGGAGAAGAACAGUUUGAAUUUAUGCCAGGUGUUGAUGAUCACCGCCUUUGUAGACCUACCUCUCAUAAACCUAUGAUAAAAUUUGGAACAAUUCCAUGGUCCCAUACCGACUCAACUAUAGCCAAAUAUUUUAAAGAAAUGCAUGCAUAUAUGCAACCUUACCAACGAUCUAAUGUUAUUCAGGGUGUUGCUGAUGUUCUUAGCGGUGAAGUUGAUGCUUUUAUUUAUGAUGGAACAGUGUUGGAUUACUUAGCUUCUCAAGAUGAAGAUUGUAGAUUGCUGACUGUUGGUUCUUGGUAUGCAAUGACCGGAUACGGACUUGCUUUUCCAAGGAAUUCCAAAUAUUUAAAAAUGUUUAACAAAAGAUUAUUAGAUUUUCGGGAAAACGGUGACUUGGAACGUUUGCGUCGCUACUGGAUGACUGGUGUUUGUAAACCUGGCAAACAAGAACAUAAAAGUUCUGAUCCUUUAGCUCUGGAGCAGUUCUUGUCAGCCUUUUUGUUACUAAUGUCCGGAAUAUUACUAGCAGCACUUUUGCUUCUUCUCGAGCAUCUCUACUUCAAAUAUGUCAGAAAACAUUUGGCUAAGACUGAUAGAGGUGGAUGUUGUGCUUUAAUAAGUCUGUCUAUGGGAAAAAGCCUUACUUUUAGGGGAGCAGUUUACGAAGCACAGGAUAUUCUUCGAAAUCACAGAUGUAAAGAUCCGAUUUGUGAUACGCACUUGUGGAAGGUGAAAAGGGAAUUGGAUGUCGCACAGUUAAGAAUUAAACAAUUGGAAAAAGAAAUGGAAACACAUGGAAUUAAACCACCUCCACCCUGUAAGCGUGUAAUCGUUUCUGGAGAACAAGCAAGAGCUAGACUAAGGAGUUUAAAUCCCGCAGGAAGCGAUGUGGAUUUGUUUGGGCCUCGAACCGAAAUAGCGGAAAUGGAAACUGUGCUGUGAUUGAAGGAAUAUUUACAUAUGAACAAAGAAGAGAUAACACCAAGAAUCAGCGAAUUAGCUGACAACUGUUUUUCUUUCGAUGUAUAGAAAACUAAUCGUUUGUGCUCAGUAAAGGAAUGUCAGG
This is a messenger RNA of Diabrotica balteata, 1120 nucleotides long. The record is from the annotation of a GenBank genome assembly. Lineage: Eukaryota; Metazoa; Arthropoda; Insecta; Coleoptera; Chrysomelidae.